AUGUCGCAUCCUCUCUCUCUUCAUUCCACGUCCACAUCCACUGGCAAAUCGCUCUACAAAGACCUACCUCGUCGUUCUUCGCUUCCUCUCCACACAAAGACUCUCCUCCUCUGCGUCGAUGCCGCUCAACGCAUCUUAUGCGCCAGCGCAGGCUUCUUCUCUUGCUCUCUGGUCGCUGCACCGCUCGUAAUCUUGCUGUGCCUUGCUCCUAGGUGCAAAGCGAGGGAUUGGAUAGUCUGCCAGUUCACACAACGUGAGUGCCAGUGUCGCCACCUCAUUGCGCCUCCCCCUCUCCUCCCCUCGACGCUCUCAGCCCCUGCAAACCCUCUCACACACACACACCCAUCAUUCGCAGUGAGCUGGGACUUUAUGGAUCAGAUCGAAAUCUUCGAGGAGCACGAUUUCAGUCGCAUGUUUCUACAAUGGAUCUGCCGCAGUGUAGCAGCUCCUUCUUUCUUGCAGAGAUGCGUCCUAGGCGCAGGGCUUUGCUCGACGCUCGCGGGCAGACUGCCGAUGGUUGAAAAGCAUGACGAGCACCUCCUUUCGAGCUGCAAUGAAGAGCAAGAGCAAUCGUUGAGAGUUGCGAGCAUCGAAGAAGAAGCCAAUUUGCUGGAUGGUGAAGAAGCAGAAGAGGAGGAGGAGCAGCACAAGCAUGGAGAAGUUGCGCCUGCGCUCCACACAGAUCUCACUACGGGUUGUGGUAGGGACCAAAGUUCUUCGCGUGAGCCAAGAGAAACGCAUACGGUGGUGCAUGAAAUUGGAGAUAGUGGAGAGGGCAGAAUCACGUCGUCCAGCCGUGCGGAGCGCCGUGCUCCCCGUCCCCACUCUCUUGUCAAGAACGACUCGGGCUUUGCGCUGGAGGUGGAUUCGCCCAGCGCCAAGGCUGUGUCGUAG
This is a messenger RNA of Ceraceosorus bombacis, 894 nucleotides long. The record is from the annotation of a GenBank genome assembly. Lineage: Eukaryota; Fungi; Basidiomycota; Exobasidiomycetes; Ceraceosorales; Ceraceosoraceae.